AAUUCGUACGGUCAGUGUGUAGACCGCCCGCCGCGCGUGCAGUUAAAAUUCAGUCGCACGUUGUUUACAAAAAUAAGUUUACAAAACAUAUUACAUAGCAUAAGGACUUAUAGGAUAAUUAGUGUACUGUGAUGAAGGUGUCUCGUGUUCUGUGGACGCAUAAGUUAAGUUUGAUGUUGCUAUGUGCGUUGGCCGGCCGCGCCACAUGCACAGGGCUCGGCAAGUGCCCCAUCUACCCACAGUUCCCCGAUUAUGACAUAACACGGAUGACGGGCACGUGGUACGAGGUGGAGCGGUCGUUUCACCUGAUGGAGAUCUCUGCGAGCUGCACGGAGCUGCGAGUCGAGCUCAACGACCGACAGCAGCUGCUCAUCACCGUAAACACUCUUAACCGCUGGACGCGCGGGCAGACAACGAGCUACGGGCUAGGCAUCCCGAGCCACAGCGGGUCGUCGGCGUUCCGGUACCGGCUCAACAACCGCAUGCCCUACAUCAUCGGCCGCAUGCUGCCCGGUGCCGGACAGUACCUCGUCCUCGCGACCGACUACACGCAGUUCGCCGUCGUCUGGUCCUGCACCAACUACAGCAUCGCGCACUCCGAUCGCAUCUGGAUCCUGGGCCGGCAGCGCGACAUCGAGGCGGGUCUGCGCGCGCGCAUCUACACCAUCCUCACGCAGUUCAAGCUAGACCCCGACCGCCUCAUACUCGCCAAAAACGACAACUGCACAGCGCCCACAGAAAUAAACACCUAUGACUAUUUUGUGUUUCAGUCGGAAAAAUAG
This is a messenger RNA of Aricia agestis (brown argus), 782 nucleotides long. RefSeq names its product apolipoprotein D-like. The transcript has 4 exons. The coding region runs from base 132 to 782 and encodes 216 amino acids. The record is from RefSeq and is a predicted model, not a curated record. NCBI's taxonomy places the organism in Eukaryota, Metazoa, Arthropoda, Insecta, Lepidoptera, Lycaenidae. Gene Ontology annotation, molecular function: pigment binding.